AAACCCAGGUUGAAAUAUUGAAAGUUGAAACUCCAAAACUUUGCAUCACUCAUAAGCUCUUCUCCUUCAUCUUCACCACCACUGAUCUGCAUUCGGAAAUGGAAAAGAAAAAUCACACGCCCAAUAAUAAGCAAAAUCCUGUCUCCAUCCUUUCUUUUCUUCUUCUUCUCCUUUCUCCAUCUCAGGGCCUGACUUUUCCUCAGGACAUUUUAGCUCUCAAAGCCUUCAAGGCCUCCAUCAAGCCAAGUUCAAUCCCUUCAUGGUCUUGUCUCGCUUCAUGGGACUUCGCCACCGAUCCUUGCGCCAUCCCUCGCCGCACCCAUUUCACUUGCGGCGUUACUUGCUCGGUUGACUCAACUCGUGUCACCCAAAUCACUCUUGAUCCUGCUGGUUACUCCGGCCAACUCACCCCACUCGUUUCCAAGCUCACUCAGCUCUCUUAUCUUGACCUUUCUGAUAACAAGCUCUUUGGCUCUAUACCUUCUUCAGUUUCUUCUCUACGUAAUCUUCAGAGUCUGAUUCUCAAAUCCAACUCGUUCUCAGGUUCAAUUCCUGACUCGGUUGCGGCUCUCAAAUCACUUGAGUUCUUGGACCUUUCACAUAAUUCUCUUUCUGGACCUUUGCCGAAAACCCUGAACUCACUUUCUAGUUUGAGGAGACUCGAUAUGAGUUACAACAAACUCACUGGUUUUCUGCCAAAGCUACCACCCAACUUAUUAGAGCUUGCUCUAAAGGGAAAUUAUUUAUCCGGGUACAUCUCAGAAUCAUCUUUCGAUGGGUUAACUCAACUGGAAGUUAUCGAGCUCAGUGAAAACUCGUUAACCGGGACACUCGGAGCUUGGUUCUUUCUCUUACCGUCAUUACAACAGGUGGAUUUAGCCAAUAAUAGCUUCACACGUGUCGAGAUCUCGAAGCCCGGUGGCAACAGCGACCUCGUGGCCGUCAAUCUCGGGUUCAACAAAAUCGAGGGAAACGCCCCUGCCAGCUUCGCUGACUACCCUCUGCUGUCAUCUUUGUCGUUGCGUUACAACCGCUUACGUGGCGCCAUUCCAUUGGAAUACAGCAAGAAGAAGUCGUUGCGACGGUUGUUUUUGGAUGGAAAUUUUUUGAUCGGGAAACCUCCGUCGGAGUUUUUCGCCGGAAAGACGUCGGUUUCCGGUAGCUUGGGGGACAAUUGUCUAGAGGGGUGUCCGGGAUCUUCCCAGCUAUGCAGUCCACUACAAAAAUCUAACGCAGUUUGCAAGCAAGCUUAUGGUGGAAAACCGAGGUCUUAGUGUCAGAUUUGUCGGACCAUUUUCUCAUUUUUUAAUUAGAGUAAAAUUAAAAAUAUCAUUAAACUAU
Molecule: messenger RNA, 1341 nt
Organism: Hibiscus syriacus
Lineage: Eukaryota; Viridiplantae; Streptophyta; Magnoliopsida; Malvales; Malvaceae
Product: leucine-rich repeat receptor-like serine/threonine-protein kinase BAM1
Exons: 1
Coding region: 99-1274 (391 amino acids)
Molecular function (GO): protein binding
Source: RefSeq, a predicted model, not a curated record